This is a messenger RNA of Mus pahari (shrew mouse), 4143 nucleotides long. It is a transcript of the gene Cert1, whose product is annotated as ceramide transporter 1. NCBI's taxonomy places the organism in Eukaryota, Metazoa, Chordata, Mammalia, Rodentia, Muridae. Gene Ontology annotation, cellular component: Golgi apparatus. The transcript has 18 exons. Gene Ontology annotation, biological process: ER to Golgi ceramide transport. The coding region runs from base 434 to 2308 and encodes 624 amino acids. The record is from RefSeq and is a predicted model, not a curated record. Gene Ontology annotation, molecular function: phosphatidylinositol-4-phosphate binding.
AGGGAGGGUAAAUAGUGGACCCGGCAGGAAGAUGGCGGCUGUAGCGGAGGUGUGAGUGGAUCUGGGUCUCGGCCGUUGGCUUGGCUCUUCCCGUCUUCCUCCCCUCCUCCCUCCCUGACUGAGGUUGGCAUCUAGGGGGCCGAGUUCAGGUGGCGGCGCCGGGCGCAGCGCAGGGGUCACGGCCACGGCGGCUGACGGCUGGAAGGGCAGGCUUUCUUCGCCGCUCGUCCUCCUUCCCCGGUCCGCUCGGUGUCAGGCGCGGCGGCGGCGGCGCGGCGGGCGCGCUUCGUCCCUCUUCCUGUUCCCUCCUCACUCCCCGGAGCGGGCACUCUUGGCCGUGCCAUCCCCCGACCCUUCACCCCAGGGACUAGGCGCCUGCACUGGCGCAGCUCGCGGAGCGGGGGCCGGUCUCCUGCUCGGCUGUCGCGUCUCCAUGUCGGAUAACCAGAGCUGGAACUCGUCGGGCUCGGAGGAGGAUCCGGAGACGGAGUCCGGGCCGCCUGUGGAGCGCUGCGGGGUCCUCAGCAAGUGGACAAACUAUAUUCAUGGAUGGCAGGAUCGUUGGGUAGUUUUGAAAAAUAAUACUUUGAGUUACUACAAAUCUGAAGAUGAAACAGAAUAUGGCUGUAGGGGAUCCAUCUGUCUUAGCAAGGCUGUGGUCACGCCUCAUGAUUUUGAUGAAUGUCGGUUUGAUAUUAGUGUAAAUGAUAGUGUUUGGUAUCUUCGUGCUCAGGAUCCAGAUCACAGACAGCAAUGGAUAGAUGCCAUUGAACAGCACAAGACUGAAUCAGGAUAUGGAUCUGAGUCCAGCUUGCGUAGACAUGGCUCAAUGGUGUCACUGGUGUCUGGAGCAAGUGGCUAUUCUGCUACAUCCACAUCUUCUUUCAAGAAAGGCCACAGUUUACGUGAGAAAUUGGCUGAAAUGGAAACCUUCAGAGACAUCCUGUGUCGGCAGGUUGAUACUCUCCAGAAGUACUUUGAUGUCUGUGCUGAUGCUGUCUCCAAGGAUGAACUUCAAAGGGAUAAAGUCGUAGAAGAUGAUGAAGAUGACUUCCCUACAACUCGUUCUGAUGGUGACUUUUUGCACAAUACCAAUGGCAAUAAGGAAAAAUUAUUUCCACAUGUAACACCAAGAGGAAUUAAUGGCAUAGACUUCAAAGGGGAAGCAAUAACGUUUAAAGCAACUACUGCUGGAAUCCUUGCUACACUUUCUCAUUGUAUUGAACUGAUGGUAAAACGGGAAGAGAGCUGGCAAAAAAGACACGACAGGGAAGUGGAGAAGAGGAGACGAGUGGAGGAAGCAUACAAGAAUGUGAUGGAAGAACUUAAGAAGAAACCCCGUUUUGGAGGACCAGAUUAUGAAGAAGGUCCAAACAGUCUGAUUAAUGAGGAAGAGUUCUUUGAUGCUGUUGAAGCUGCUCUUGACAGACAAGAUAAAAUAGAGGAACAGUCACAGAGUGAAAAGGUCAGGUUACACUGGCCUACAUCAUUGCCAUCUGGAGAUACCUUUUCUUCUGUUGGGACUCAUAGAUUUGUACAAAAGCCCUAUAGUCGCUCUUCCUCCAUGUCUUCCAUUGAUCUAGUCAGUGCCUCUGACGAUGUUCACAGAUUCAGCUCCCAGGUUGAAGAAAUGGUACAGAACCACAUGAAUUAUUCGUUACAGGAUGUAGGUGGUGAUGCAAAUUGGCAACUGGUUGUAGAAGAAGGAGAAAUGAAGGUAUACAGAAGAGAAGUGGAAGAAAAUGGAAUUGUUCUGGAUCCUUUGAAAGCUACUCAUGCAGUUAAAGGCGUUACAGGACACGAGGUCUGCAAUUACUUUUGGAAUGUUGAUGUUCGCAAUGACUGGGAAACUACUAUAGAAAACUUUCAUGUGGUGGAAACAUUAGCUGAUAAUGCAAUCAUCGUUUAUCAAACGCACAAGAGAGUAUGGCCUGCUUCUCAGAGAGACGUACUGUAUCUUUCUGCAAUUCGAAAGAUCCCAGCCUUGACUGAAAAUGACCCUGAAACUUGGAUAGUUUGUAAUUUUUCUGUGGAUCAUGAUAGUGCUCCUCUGAACAAUCGAUGUGUCCGUGCCAAAAUCAAUAUUGCUAUGAUUUGUCAAACUUUAGUAAGCCCACCAGAGGGAGACCAGGAGAUAAGCAGAGACAACAUUCUGUGCAAGAUCACAUAUGUAGCUAAUGUGAACCCAGGAGGAUGGGCGCCAGCCUCGGUCUUAAGAGCAGUGGCAAAGCGAGAAUACCCUAAGUUCCUAAAGCGUUUUACUUCUUAUGUCCAAGAAAAGACUGCAGGAAAACCAAUUUUGUUUUAGUAUUAACAGUGACUGAAGCAAGGCUGUGUGACAUUCCAUGUUGGAGAAAGAAGGAAAAGAAAAAACAAAAAAAGAAAACAAAAAAUCAAAUCCUCUAAGCUGGAACGUAGGAUCUACAGCCUUGUCUGUGGCCCAAGAAGAAACAUUGCAAUCGUAAAGCUGGGUUUCCAGCACUAGCCAUCUCCUGCUAGGCCUCCUCGCUCAGCGUGUAACUAUAAAUACAUGUAGAAUCACAUGGAUAUGGCUAUAUUUUUAUUUGCUUGCUCCUAGGAGUGAAAAAAAAAUAACUUUGAAUUACAACUAGAAAUUAACCGAUGCUUUAAUUUUGAGGAACUUUUUCAGAAUUUUUUAUUUACCAUGGUCCAGCCUAAGACCCUCAGUUGUAUCAGGUUUUGUGCACAAAAGAAAAGCACAAAAGUUGAACGCACCUGAGGCACGUGCUCUCUGUGCACUGAAUACUCAGACGGGCUUCUUUUUACAGGCCGACAGUCUGUGUCUGUGUCCGGAAGGUUUUGACUUUUUUGCUUUGUAUAAUCAUAGAAUCUAUUGCUGCUGAUUUCUAUAAGAGUUCAUGUUGUGUGUCUCUUCAUAACUGAGGACUGUCAAUAACCUGUGAUUUUGCCUUUUCUAUAGUCUUACUCCCAUGAAGAACAUUGGUUCUGAUGGAGAAAGAAUGAAAAGCUUUAUUCCCCCAGAUAUCUUUAUAUUUUUAUUAUAUAUUUUAGUUGUGUACUAUGUGCUACCAACUUUUUUCAGUUUGUUACAAACACAAUUUGGUAAUUUUUAAAUUGGUUCUGCCUGCCUCCAGUCAGAGACAACUGUACAUCUCUUAUGGGUAUAGAGUACUUUAUAUACAGAGGUCAGGAUAACGUGGGUUCAUAUUUUCCCUGAAAUUUAUAAGAGAAUAUAUGGUAUUACUUGUUAAACCAAAUCAGACUGUUUGAAUUUGACAUUUGAUUUAAUAUUUCUAGUAUUCUGUAACAAAUAUGGUAUAGUUUUUCUAGCUUGGAUUACUUUAAAUGAUAAAUGAUAUAUCGGAGAUAUACAUAGAAAAUCUGAACAAUGCUCCAAUUUGCCUCUUGAUCAUAAAUUUCAGCAGAGCAGUACAAUUUCACAGUAUUCAAACUGAAAACUGUCUUUAGUUGCUAUGAGAAGCUAACAUGUAAAAUACCUGAUUUAGUUGUAGUCCUCUAUGAAAAAUUUGGAAGCAUGGAGUUGAGGCAAGGAGUGGUACUCACUUCAGUUGAGAUAACUGCCCACUUCAAACUUGAUUGUGUUUACAAGCAGAUGUACUUAUGUAAAUCAGGCAUUUUGUAGAUGCUUCGCUGACUUCUUCCUCUCCUUAGAAACACAAAAAUCAGACCCUUUUGUAAAGCAGAGAGUCAUGUCAUGUAAAACAUGACCUGUAUAUAUUCCAUACAUCGAAAUGGAGUCUAAAGAUGAAUGCAAGGUGUGAUAAUUUAAUGAUGGGAUUAGUCUGAUCACUUAAUAUGCACAAUCCUGGAAGUGAAUUACUUGCAUCAGAUAUAAUGAUAUUUAUUACUCUGUACAGAGAGAAAAGUUCAUAUAAAACAUAGAGCUUACAUUACAUGCACGCAGUUUCAUGUCCCAUAAAUCUUUUAUAUUUUUUAAUUUACCUUUCUCUAAAUGAUGUGCAUGGAAUAUGCCUUAUUACAGAAAUGCUGUUCAUAAUUUGACUCUGUGGAAAAGUGCCUAUGUGGUGGGGAUGCUAGGAAGGCAGGGGAGACAGAUUAUCAUACCAGUUUACAUCACCAGUUAGCAUUUUAUAUUGUGAUGUUUAAAAAAAGAAAGUUUAUACCUCAAAUGUGUAUUUU